GGCGGUACUCGUGGCCGCCGACGGUGGUGCCGGGCCCUUCCGAGCUCCGAGGGACGCAGGUGCAUGUGGGCUCUACGCUCGCUGCUGCGGGCCGCGGCUGGGGGCACCAUGUCGCAGGGGCCCGCCCGCCGCCAGCGGCCGGCCAAGGACGCGCUGCGGCACCUACGCACGCGGGAGAAGCGUGGUCUGUCGUGGGAGCCCGGGGGCCCGAACACCGUGUACCUGCAGGUGGUGGCGGCCGGCAGCCGGGACGCGGGCGCUGCGCUCUAUGUGUUCUCCGAGUACAACCGGUACCAAGGGAAGGCUGAUGCCCCUGUGGCCCUGGUGGUUCACCUGGCCCCAGAAUCUGUGUUCUUGGACAGUAGAUACCAGCAGUGGAUGGAGAGGGAGAAGGUACUGCUUUCCGCGUGCCCGCCGUGCGGGCUGAAUGUCUCCUCAAAUAUCAGCUCCGGCCCAGGAGGGAGUGGCAGCGGUCAGUGCGGGGCGAUCCAGUGUCAUGGCCAUGGUUGGGGAUGCUGUUCUUACUUGCAAUCCUGAUGAAUUCACAGCCGAGGCCCUGGAGCUCCCCAACUUCCAGGAGAGCGUGCAGGAGUCCAGGAAGAGUGUGCAGGAUGGUCCCACCCCAGCAGUUUGAUUCCUGCCAAAUGCCUUCAGAAAGGGGUUGAGGACACCUGUCCCAUAGUUGAAACACUGAUUAGCUCUCUGUUGGAAACGUGUGAUUUGGAAAAGGUAAAGAGUGUCGUGUGGGUACUGGGGAGGGCAACCUGGACAGAGCCACAGAGCCCUCACCCUGCCCCUGUGUUCCAGACCUGCCUGGUUCAGCACUGCAGGCAUCCAUUCGGCUGUGCGCUGGUGCACACGUAUGGCUAGAAUGUGGUCUAUUCAGGGGACACCAUGCCCUGUGAUGCCCUGGUCCAGAUGGGGAAAGAUGCCACCCGCCUCGUACAUGAAGCCACUUUGGAAGAUGGUUUAGAAGAGGAAGCGGUGGAAAAGACACACAGCACGACUUCCCAGGCUAUUGGAGUGGGGAUACAGAUGAAUGCCAAGUUCAUCAUGCUUAACCACUACAGUCAGCACUACGCCAAGAUCCCCCUCUUCAGCCUCGACUUCAAUGAGAGUCGGAAUCCCCUUUGACCACAUGAAGGUCUGCUUUGGAGACUUUUCCAUGGUGCCCAAGCUGAUCCCUCCGCUCAAAGCCCUGUUUGCCAGCGACCUUGAGGAGAUGGAGGAACACAGGGAGAAGCGGGAGCUACGGCAGCUGCGGGUGGCCCUGCUCUCCAAGGAUGAGCCUCUGAGCUCACAGAGCAAGAAGAGGGUGCCCAGGGAUGAACCUCUAAGCCCACAGAGCAAGAAGGUCAGAGCCCAGUGAGGGAUCAGAGUGACCCGUGUGUGGGCACCAGUGUCUGUUCUCCUGCCAGUCGAAGGCAAAGAGCAGAGCGUGACAAGGACAGCACUCAGGAGUAGACGAGUGAUGCUGUGCCCUGGCUGGGCUCCGGGACGAGGACCCAUCUGCCAGAGACCCCCUGGGACCUGGGGAGCUGCGGGCACGGAGGCUGCUCAGUGUCCACAGCAAGUGUAACUAAUCCCCAUGCCAGUCUGCCUUGGAAACAUCCUACAGAAAUCAGGGCGGCACGCCUCCCCUGCUCCAGUGAAGGUAUGCUCUCUGCACCGAGACCAGCCGUCUGCAUGGGGAGCUGGAAAGGAAGUCUGAAUGUCCAAGACACCCAAACACAAUAAAGAUUCAGUUUGGAA
Loxodonta africana (African savanna elephant) is the source of this 1752-nucleotide messenger RNA. Its product is annotated as zinc phosphodiesterase ELAC protein 2-like. The transcript is spliced from 8 exons. Lineage: Eukaryota; Metazoa; Chordata; Mammalia; Proboscidea; Elephantidae. Bases 64 to 537 code for a protein of 157 amino acids. The record is from RefSeq and is a predicted model, not a curated record.